Messenger RNA from Bombyx mandarina (wild silkworm), 888 nucleotides. It is a transcript of the gene Hsc20, whose product is annotated as iron-sulfur cluster co-chaperone protein HscB-like protein, mitochondrial. Gene Ontology annotation, molecular function: protein-folding chaperone binding; ATPase activator activity. Gene Ontology annotation, biological process: [2Fe-2S] cluster assembly; protein complex oligomerization. The record is from RefSeq and is a predicted model, not a curated record. NCBI's taxonomy places the organism in Eukaryota, Metazoa, Arthropoda, Insecta, Lepidoptera, Bombycidae. Gene Ontology annotation, cellular component: mitochondrion.
CAUAUUUAAAUGAAAAUAAACAAAGUAUUUUAAUUUUCGCGAAAUAUUUUUUAAAUUAGAAGACUUGAAUCUCGUGACCAUCUCGAAUGUCGUAAUACCUUUCAUAAUAUACAGUUUUAGAAAAUCUUAAAAUGAAUUUCCUUCGAAUUUUGUCUAACAACAGUACAAAACUGUACAUAACACAUCAAUUUCGUUUUAUCUGUUGGUCUUGUGGGAAAGACCCGAAAACCUUGGUCGUGAACCUCUUUUGUUCUAACUGCAAUGCUCUUCAGAAACCAAACAAAGAAGACAAUUACUUCAAAAUAAUGGGUGUUAGUGAAACAUAUGAUUUGAACGAAAAUGAUUUAGCUAAAAAAUACAAAGAUCUGCAAAAAUAUCUACACCCAGACAAAUAUGCUAAUAGAGUCAAAGAAGAACAAGAAAUAUCUGAAAAAUAUUCUUCCUUAGUAAAUGAAGCUUAUAAAACAUUGUUGGAACCAUUAGCAAGAGGUAUCUACAUGCUUCAAUUAAGAGGUAAAGACAUUCCUGAAAAAACAGAAGUUGAUCAAGAAUUUCUUAUGAAAAUCAUGGAGAAGAAUGAAGAAGUAGAAUCAGCAGAAACAGAGGAAGAAAUCAUGAAUUUAAAUGAGGAAAAUAAAAAUAAAAUUCAAUCCUUACAAAAACAGUUAUCAACGGCAUUCUUUGAAGGUGAUCUCAAAAGGGUUACCAAGUUGCUAACUCAAUUAAAAUAUUACACCAGUAUAGAUAACCAAAUACAGUCUGUUAUACGAAGUAAAGGAAUAAUAAGAUAACAAAUUUUAAAUAUUGAGUUGAAUAAAAUUCGAAUAGCUAUGAUUUGAUUUAAUAUUAUUGUUGUAUAUUUGAAAUUAUAGUUUAUGUACUAAUGUU